AUGGGAGACUCAAAUUCAAUAGAAAGGUACCAAAAUCUAAACCUAAAAGAAGCCCUUUCUAAAUCUCAUCAAUAUCAAUUAGCAUGUAGAGAACUAGGCUUAAUUCUCCGAAACGCAUAUUCCAAAAUUCCCAAAGCGCUCCAAUCCCUAAUUUUCCAAGAUACCCUCUUCGCGUUCCGCCUCCUCCCCGAAAUGCAAACACAGGCUGUCGCUUCAGCAGCUAAUUUUCUUCUGCAGAGCGCAGAGGCUGUUUUACCUAAGCAAAAAAGAGGUUUGGCAGUCACAGAAUACAAGCAUGCUGUUGUGGCAUACAAAAGGAGGCCCAAAUGGCAGCAGGACGGAGAGGGUUUAACUUCACUUCCACAGGAUGUUCUUGUACAUAUCUUUAGUUUCUUAAACUUUCAGUCUUUGGUUUCUGCUGCAGCAGUCUGCCGGUUAUGGAAUGCAGCAGCAAAUGACAACCAUUUGUGGCAGUUGUUACAUGUUAUUUUCUUUGGGAAUUCUGAAAAUUUCUCAAUUCAUAAUGCUCGUAGCAGUCGUGCAAUCAUCAAGAAUAAAGAAAAUAAGCAUACAGAAGAGGAUGUUUUUAUUGGGAAUAAUAUUGACUGGAGAGAGACUUUUAAAAGAGCAUACAAAGCUGCUUCCAAGAAAUUCAAAUCUUAUAGAGGGUACUGUAGGAAUUGCUGUUCUGUAGUUUGGCUUAGCAGUGGCAAGUGUUCAAAUGAGCACUCCGUGAUGGGUAGUAGUGAACAUCGAGUCGAGCCUCUUUCAACAGAACAGAUUGUUGAGUAUGUCUUAGGCGAGUCUGUGCCAUCGGAUUCUUCUUCAGAUAGUGACAGUGACUCCAACGACGGGUCCAUCUCCAAGCUGUGGGCAUAUCCUAGGCAGAUUUGCUGA
This is a messenger RNA of Fraxinus pennsylvanica, 897 nucleotides long. The record is from the annotation of a GenBank genome assembly. NCBI's taxonomy places the organism in Eukaryota, Viridiplantae, Streptophyta, Magnoliopsida, Lamiales, Oleaceae.